Messenger RNA from Leptinotarsa decemlineata (Colorado potato beetle), 4513 nucleotides. RefSeq names its product regulator of G-protein signaling 7. Gene Ontology annotation, cellular component: plasma membrane; cytoplasm; neuron projection. Gene Ontology annotation, biological process: G protein-coupled receptor signaling pathway; intracellular signal transduction; regulation of G protein-coupled receptor signaling pathway. Gene Ontology annotation, molecular function: GTPase activator activity. The record is from RefSeq and is a predicted model, not a curated record. NCBI's taxonomy places the organism in Eukaryota, Metazoa, Arthropoda, Insecta, Coleoptera, Chrysomelidae.
ACAUGGCGUGUAUACCGAAGGCACCAUUGGUGGCAGCCACAAUGUACGUUAAUCUGGCGAAAAAACCCAGCAUAGCCAUCGUAGCAGGAUCAUCGACCUCUGAAGAUGUUUGUCCCUGGGAAUCUGGAUCGACAGAGCCAAGAUCUCGAAAAAACUCCAUUCAACUGGAUUCUGGAAGCUCAUCCUCUGAUACCAGCGUGGCUAUAGGAGAAGUUACCGAGAAGAUCCAACGAUCCUGUGUAUUGACUCAACAACAUACACUUGAUAGUUACAAAACGCUCUCUACUGUCACAACGGAACCCUCAAGGAGAGCUUCAGUUUCAGUUCCCAUCACGCACUCUACAGGUGAAGCCUCCAGAAGAAAGAUUUAUUCGUUUGAAGAUAGUUCUGCAACAACAAGUACUUCAUCAUCCGUGUUCGGUAAUCCUUGUGACCCAGACAAUAAAAAAUCAGAAGAUACAAAAACUCUCAAGAAGAGUCAUAGCCUCGCCAAGACUUUAUCAGUGACGGGUGCUAACGCUCCCAUAAUCAGUGUUAGUUCUGUGGUGGAUGACUCGCCGGGCGAUAAAUGUGAACAAGAUCUGAACGAGGAUUUAGAGAAAAAAGAAAAAGAAGACAUCGCGGGGUAUAGUCAAGAGGCGAAGGCUCCUUUAGCCGAACCUGAUAGUGAAUCACCAGCCAGCGAGUUCCCACCUUCGGAACCGGAAGAUCAUCUGGAUGGAGGGGGUGAGGCCAAAAGCAACGAUGUGUGCCCUUGGGAAGACGAGGAAACCUGCAAAGUUGAUACACCAUUCGUGAAGACCUACGCUACCUUAGGAUAUCUUUAACACCCUGUAUGUUAGAUUUGGUCAUCAUGUAAACACACAAAUUUCGAACGACCAUGAAUUUAUAGACGUAAGGAAUACCAAAUUAUUUAUAGUUUCAGAAUAACGCAUAUAUUAUGUAUUGUUUGUACUUAGCUGAAACAUUUGCUCACAAAAUCAUUGACAGAAAAACCAAUCAUAUCAUAGUUGUCGAAACGGUGAGAAAUUAUUCAAGUGAAUUUUGAUUCUUUGUUGAUGUUCUCGGAAGAACUGAACAUCAAUUUUCAUGACAAGUAGUUUGAAGUUAUAUCAAACAGAUAUUGUAUUCCUUUGAACAAGAGAAAACAUACAAUUAAUGAUACAAAAUAUGAACAUUUGGAUUCGUUGAAACAUCAAUUUAAUGAUGAGGAUACUACAUUCAUAUCAUAUUUGGAAAUUACAAUUAGAAUCAUGAAUAUACAUUGUCUGAAGAUAUAAAACUAUCGUUGACAAAACGUAGGCGUACAGACACUUUUUUAUAUAAUGAUUCCCAUGAGAAUAGGUCGAUGAGGCAUAUAACAAUAACAAUAAAUGUAACUAAUUCAGUAGAUGAUAAAGCAAAUGAUAUAACGAAUAUUACUGAUGUGGUGAGAAGACGAAUGAACUCUGUCUCAGAAAUCAGUUCCAGAUCUUAAUACAGUGUUUCAAAAUGUUCAGUUUAUGUGGGCAGAUGAUUGUAUAAUUCAGCAUCAUUAUGAGUGCAUGACUAUUUCAUCAAAUUUGUUUUUGAAGUCGAUACUUCAGUGUAAAUUGUUGAACAUGUGACUCCUAAUGAGCUUGUAUAAGGAUUUGUCUUUGAAUACUAAACAGACAGUUGCAGUAGAUAUUGCUUGAAUCACCAACGAGCCUUGCAUAAUUCUUUACAUAAAACCAUCGAUGCUACCGCAAAAAGAUAGCAGAUAACAGGCUUCUGUAGAAGAAAUAUUGAUUCAUUUGGUAUAUGUGAUUCCAAUAAGGUGCGGUGAAUCUUUGUUGGUGUCGCUGUGCCUGAUUUUUUUUGCAACUGUUCGCCAUACACAACAACCUGAGGCAAUCCUCAAUUCUGAUUGUCUAACAUGAUGUCGAAGAUUUGUUUCUUCAUUCAUGUAUAACUUCUGUGGCUGAUUACAUUAACUUUUCCUUACGAGGCCACUAGCUAGAGAAAUAUCAGGAAAAAUACAGAAUGAUUUUUCACAAAAUAGAAGGAAAUUGAAUCAGCAUCACUCUCACUCUCCAAAGAUACCACUGUUGACUGUAAGCUCUCAUUUUUAUUAUACAAUAAAAUGGCAAGUCAUUGAAACAGCAAGGAUAAAAUUGGUAUAAGCGUUGAGCCUUGAGAAAUCCCACAUUCGACGAAACCACAAUUUAAGAGUUUAUGGGUUUUCACGAUCUGAGUUCUCUGUUUGAGGUAGACUUUUCUCCUAUCCUAAACCAUAUAAUCUUAGUUUAUACAGCAUAAUUCAAUGGUUUAGACAAUAAAAAACUUUUGGCAAUUCACGAAAUACCACAGCUGCUGAAAAUGAUUCAAAUUGUUAUUCAAUAAAAUUUUAAAUAAGCAGGACAAAGGAUACUCAACAUUUCUGGUGUAACUCCAACAGUAAGAUAUUCUAUUUCAAUUCACUAGAGGUUCUAGUGAAUUAUUGUGAUACAAUGAUUUGUGUUUAACGAUUUUCAAACCCAAGGAUGAAAAAACAAAUGGAUAACAAUUUUGAAGUACACUCUAAAUUUAAAUUCUACUAAAAGAACAUCCACUCUUCAAUAAAAUUGACAUGUUUUAGGCUCGAUAGGAGAUAAUUUAUAAUGAUUGAAAUAUUUCCAGCCCAGAUCAGCAAAGUUACAUUCUGAAUUGUGAGUUAUCCCAUAAACUUUAAUUUGUUAGUCGGGUAUUAUUUUAAAUGAAACCAAAUUUUAUGUUAAGAAAGUGAAACGGCUUAGUUCAAAUAUCGCUAACGAUGAAGUAAUUUAUGAUAGGUGGAAACCGUUAUUUGUCAAGGAUUUGCUAGAGAAUACGGUGGAAAUAAACAGAUCUCACGUACCGAACAUCAGUAUUGAGGAUGACGUGAUUGAAAUAAUCAUAAUAUUUCAUUUACUUGUUCACCAUCCUGGAUUUGGUUUUUUCGUGAUAGCCUGUGUUCGUAUCUUAGGAAAAUAGUUUUCCAUCAUCUGAAUUAGAGAAUAAUCUUAAUUCUGAAGAGAAAAAAGGGAAUUCCUGCCAUCAAUUUCUCGACUCGAAUGAGAUGUAAUUUUUUUUCUGAAAUAUAGCCACUAUAUUUCCAUCAGGGGUGAAUCGGAACACUUUAGAAAUAUACCAAACCAAUAAUGUAGAAUAUUUUGAUGAGUUGAUGAAACAACAACCACAUAAAAUGCUACAAUCAUAAUAGAAGUUGUUUUGAGUUCAUCAGUGAAUAUGUGCGAAUGAAUAAACUGAAACAUUAUCAAACAUGUUUAGCCCAAUCUGGUUAAGACUUGUAUGAGCCCUUAAGCCUUACUAGUUGAGUUUUCCAUAUUUGAUAAUGUAAUAUCAGAAAUUACGUGGGAAUAUGAUUAUAUAUCUAAUCGCAUACACAAAUAUGCGUGAUAUUCAAUAUUUGUUGUUACAAUAAAUGGAUGUUGAUAUAAUACAUGUAUUCAUAUACCUAUAGGUGUUGUAAAAAUAAGUCUUAAAAAUGAUCCAGAUCGAAUAACGGUGCAGUUUUCGAUUUGUUCAAAUAAAAAUAAAGUUGUUCUCAGACACUUCUGUAUUACUAGGCACAAUCUAUCUAGUUAUAUUUAACAGUUAUACUAAAUAAAUGUUGUGUUGUAGAUUUAGAAAUGUUAAGGUACUGGAAAACAGAUUUCCUACGCAUUUUCUGACAAAAUUCAGUUUUCUAUGUCUGUUUGAUGUAAAGUCCAAUGACGUGUCUGAAAAUUGAUGUUUAUUCUGAGCAGUACUAACAGCAAUGUCUAAUAUCUAGAUUGUAUCACCCAUCCAUUCAAAUAUCGUGGAAAGGUAUAUUUUCUAUAUAAAGAAUAUAUAGUAUCACUCCACAAAAUAACCACAUUUCGACAGUUUUGAGUAAGUUUCUCACUCUUCCAGGCCUCUUGAUUCUUUAAAUGAUGUAGCUUUGGUGUAUAUUGAGUCAAGCAGCUAAGUUUCACUGACUUUCCGACUACACGGUUCCGUAUCAAAAUUAAUUUCAUCCUCUUGCAACCAGCGGCCUUUGUGCGAUGGACCCUGCUGGUUAUAUUAACCCCCUACAGAUGAGAUGGAUGUCUAGCUUACGACUCCAACUGACCUCCCUGUGGAUUUAGAUCAGGAGCGAGUGUUUUUCAACUUUCCAACUCCUGUGAACUGAAAAAAAAGUUUGGUGGUGCAGCCAAGAAACGACUGAGUCGUUUCCUCAAGAGCGGGGUACCUUAUGGAACCGCCUUGCACCAAAUUCUUGAGCGGCGUACGCAGAAUCUGACUCAGGUUGAAGAACAAACCCCCUAUGAACAGGUUAGCUCAAGUGAUGAUUCACCGAAACCAGAAGCGAAAAAGCCCUGCACGGUUGAAUCUAAGGCAUCGUCAGGUGUAGGUGACGUGCAAAAACCCUCAUAUGGGAAGGUUGUCGCUGGUAUCAAGGUGAAAAUCGUCAGCAAAGCCGUCUCUCACCAUCUGACCUAAAAGGCAACUCACCAUACAAACUAAUCGGCUUCGUUAAGAAGCUAGG